ACAAGUUAACACAACCUCGAUUGUUCGAAAUCGUCAGUGCCGUCGAGUGACGCAGUCGGCCAUUACUGCCGACCCGCCCGCAGAUCUUCGAGCUUCAAACCAAACAUUAUAUUUCAUUAUACAAAUUCCACCCAGAUAUGCCCGCAGAUUACGCAUCUACCGCGCGCGCUCUUUCUGUUUCAACAACUUCGUCUCGCUCACCAUCCCCUGGGGAAGGCGCUCGUCCACUAUGGAGUCAAGGUGCGACUGAUACGCGGACCAAUGCGGGCUUUGCCGCCCGGAGGUCAACGCCCAUACCCAAACAAGGAAUCAUGGCUCGAAUCAAUGCAUUUAAUGAACGCUCACUAGCAUUAUGGCGAAAAAUGACCUUUUGGCAGAAAGUUGGUAGCGUGCUCGCUGUUCUCAGUCUCAAUAUUCUGGGCUUCGGAUUCCUGUAUAUUACAGGGAGGGUGUUUCAAUGGCUCGGGCCAGUUGCUGAGAAAUGGGAGCACUCGGUGCCUGUAUUCAUCGUGAUGUGGCUCGGUGUAUUUUUCGUUUCUUUCCCUCCGUUGGUAGGGUGGUCAACGUUUGGGACGGUGUCUGGUUUCAUAUUUGGCGUGUGGAAAGGAUGGCUUCUUUAUGCGUCGGCCACGGUGCUAGGCUCAAUAUGCUCCUUCAUCGCAUCGCGCACCGUCCUGUCCAAAUUUGUACACCGACUUGUUGAGCGCGACAAACGGUUUGCAGCUCUUGCGCUGACGCUGAAGUAUGAUGGACUUAAGCUGUUAUGCAUGAUUCGCCUUUGCCCACUGCCCUACUCAAUCUGCAACGGGGCGAUUUCUACCUUUCCCACGGUGCAACCCCUGAUGUACGGGCUCGCCACCGCUAUUAUCUCCCCAAAGCUGCUCGUUCCUGCCUUUAUUGGCAGUAGGAUACGCAUAUUAAACGAGAAAGGAGAAGAGAUGAGUCUAGGCUCAAAGCUUAUAAACAUAUUUAGCAUCAUUGUUUCCAUAGCCGCUGGCAUCUUUACCGGGUGGUAUAUUUAUAGAAGGACUCUGGCGCGGGCUCAGGAGUUGGAGGAAAGAGAGAGAGAAGAUAUUAGACACUCGCUCGAGGCCGACCACGCGGCUCACCGUCCACAGCGCGCGUUUUCCGACGAUCCCAUUGUCAACGCUGCAGCGACGACCCUUGCGCGAGAUGAAGAGGAACGUAUUGGGUUCAAUGACUUUGACGAUGAUAAUGUUGACUUGGUUAUCGACGAUGAUGACCUUUCCUCUCGACGGUCAAAGUCACCAUACAAGGAUGAGUUUACAGACAACGAAUCAGACGUCUUUCGAGACGGGGACGGGACGAAUACCGACACAUAUACCCUACAUACACACGUUCGACAUUAGACUUUGAACUUGUAAACUGCCUGGGGCAGGUGUUUGGUUUCCUAGAGGAUCUAUGUCUAUAGAGCCCCUCGUCAUGAAUCACGUCCUGCGUAGCAUUUAGUUGGCAUGAUGAUAAUCACAGUCAGAUUG
Molecule: messenger RNA, 1499 nt
Organism: Aspergillus nidulans FGSC A4
Lineage: Eukaryota; Fungi; Ascomycota; Eurotiomycetes; Eurotiales; Aspergillaceae
Product: protein tvp38
Exons: 3
Coding region: 138-1370 (410 amino acids)
Cellular component (GO): Golgi membrane
Source: RefSeq, a predicted model, not a curated record